Molecule: messenger RNA, 663 nt
Organism: Penicillium argentinense
Lineage: Eukaryota; Fungi; Ascomycota; Eurotiomycetes; Eurotiales; Aspergillaceae
Product: cupin domain-containing protein
Exons: 2
Coding region: 1-663 (220 amino acids)
Cellular component (GO): intracellular anatomical structure
Source: RefSeq, a predicted model, not a curated record
AUGGAUAUCCCAUUAUCCCAUGUCAAGCCAGUCUACACCUCUUCGUCUCACCAGGAAGAAGACCUGUCGAUUCAGUCUCUACUCAGCCACCUCGACCUCCACCCCCACCCUGAGGGCGGUUAUUUUGCAGAAACACAUCGAAAUCCACUGCAAAUUCCAAAUCCAUUCCAGCAGGGUUCACAGGGUGAUUCUCAAGACGACGAAACUCGCUCAGCUAGCACGGCGAUAUAUUACUUACUCACCCCACGCUUUCCGGUAGGCGUUUUCCACCGCAACCAGGCCCAGACGAUACAUACCUUGCAUCGGGGGCGGGGGCGGUACGUUGUCAUUCACAGCAAUCCCAACUCGCAAGAUAGGACAGCCAAGGCAGACAUCGAAACGUUUGUCGUCGGCCCGAAUCUGGAACGUGGGGAGCGUAUGCAAUGGGUUGUGCCCGGGGGCAUGUAUAAGGCUAGCUUUUUGUUGCCUGACUCCCCGGCUUCUGAUGAUCGGCUGACGAAUAUAGAUGGAUCCUCAGAAGACUCAACAGGUCUCUUGAUAAGCGAGGUUCAGAUCGUUGUGCCCGGGUUUGAGUACACAGACAACGACUUCCUCCACAAGGACCAGAUGGACGAUUUGCUUUCCCCGGAGCAAAUCCGUGAGCUAGCUUGGCUGGUCAAGUAG